AUGGAGGCCAUUCACCAUACAAGGAUACUAAUGGAGAAUUAUCGGGAAAAGAAGAAGGAUUUACAUAUGGUUUUCAUUGAUCUGGAGAAGGAUUAUGAUAAGGUACCCAGGGAAAUUCUUUGGUGGCCAUUAAGUAGGAAAGGAAUUCCGAGGAAGUAUAUUGAUAUCAUCAAGGACAUAUAUGAGGGAUUUAGCACGAGUGUGAGAACUACUGUUGGUAAGACCGAAGAAUUCCCCAUUACGAUUGGAGUGAAUGAAGAUGAUAUUCUAUUGAUUAAUGAAACAAAAGAAGUAGAGGAUUUUAAGUUGGAUUUAUGGAGAAAACUUUGGAAUCUCGGGGUUUUAGGCUUAGUAGAAACAAGAUGGAAUAUGUGGAGUGUAAUUUUAGUGGAGUCCAAGACAGAGAGACAGGGGGAUUACCUUAGAUGGAAAAAUUGUCCAAGGCUCUGA
This is a messenger RNA of Spinacia oleracea (spinach), 450 nucleotides long. RefSeq lists its product as uncharacterized. NCBI's taxonomy places the organism in Eukaryota, Viridiplantae, Streptophyta, Magnoliopsida, Caryophyllales, Amaranthaceae. The transcript has 2 exons. Bases 1 to 450 code for a protein of 149 amino acids. The record is from RefSeq and is a predicted model, not a curated record.